Saprolegnia parasitica CBS 223.65 is the source of this 876-nucleotide messenger RNA. RefSeq lists its product as hypothetical. The record is from RefSeq and is a predicted model, not a curated record. The transcript has 3 exons. The coding region runs from base 1 to 876 and encodes 291 amino acids. NCBI's taxonomy places the organism in Eukaryota, Oomycota, Saprolegniomycetes, Saprolegniales, Saprolegniaceae.
AUGACAACGCUCAUGGCCUUCGACCGUCAGCGGCCGAAGGUGAACAUGACCACCAUCUCGGAAGAGGACUUGGAUCUCGUCUUGGCCGCGCUGCCCGCGAUCCCAAGUGUGUCCCCCCCCAAGCUCAAGGAGGUCGGCAUGUAUGGCAAGGAGUGGUUUAACGUGCCCGAGUUUAGAGACAUCGUGCCCUUGUGCGCACGUCUCGUGAAGGUCGAGAUUUUCAUGUCUCAUCUCGAAGUGACGUCGCCCAGCGUACGCUUGCUGGGGCUACACAACGACGUCGACGACUUGCUGCUCGACCCAUUGGCGCGGUGCCUCCGAGCUGGGCGCGUCACUGGCCUUGCCCUCAACGCCUUCAACUCGGCAGCAAGCGCAGAUGCCAUUGCGGCGAUGCUCGCGACAGUCACACCUCUGCACCACUCGAAGGCGGUGCAGUUCUACACUCGACUCUUGCGCGGCAACAUCCAUGACUUGAUAGCACUCCUCGAUGUCUCCAACCUUACGCACCUCGACGCCGGCGGCUUGGACGACUUCAACUGCCUACUUCCGUUCCUCAGUCAGAUGCCGCUCCUCGAAGAGCUGGCGCUGCGGGAUGACAACAUCACGGUGGCACCGGGCGCGCUCAUGGCCACUCCGCUGCCGAGCUUGAAGGUGCUGACCGUGUCGAUGGACGCUGAGCCUUUUCUUCUCUGGGCGUCCAAGCUGCCCAACUUGGACAAAGUGCAUUGGCGCGACAUGGACCACAUUCCGGCCGCGUCGUUGGGCCUCUUCCAGCAUGUGAUUGGUCUGUGGACGCACCGCCUCUCGGUUGUGUCGCUUCGCUCGUGCGACUUCCACGUCUACCGGUAUGAGACGCUGGGGCUCUUGCUCUCCUAG